Molecule: messenger RNA, 951 nt
Organism: Aspergillus aculeatinus CBS 121060
Lineage: Eukaryota; Fungi; Ascomycota; Eurotiomycetes; Eurotiales; Aspergillaceae
Product: lactate dehydrogenase
Exons: 3
Coding region: 1-951 (316 amino acids)
Biological process (GO): carboxylic acid metabolic process
Molecular function (GO): oxidoreductase activity, acting on the CH-OH group of donors, NAD or NADP as acceptor
Source: RefSeq, a predicted model, not a curated record
AUGACAUCCCGCAUCGGCAUAAUCGGCGUAGGCCACGUCGGCGCCGCAGCCGCCUACGCCCUCCUCCUCCAGCACGUCGCGCGCGAGCUAUGGCUCGUGGACAUCAAGCUCGACCGGCGCGACGGCCAAGUCCGCGACCUGGCCGACGUCGCUGCCGUCGUUGCCAGCGCCACCAAGUCCCCAGGCGCCGGGGCCACCGUGCGUGCCGCGACCCACCACGAAGUCGCCGCGGAGUGCGAUAUCAUUGUCAUCACGGCGGGGUCCAAGUAUACCAUUGGAGAAACAAGCAUGCAGCACCUCUACCGCAAAGUGUCGAUCGUGCGCAGCAUCGUGGCGGCCAUGAAGCCCAUCCGCCGAGACGCGGUGCUGUUGGUGGUGUCGAACCCGGUGGAUCUGUUGACCUCCCUGGUGAGGGAGACGGCGGGCCUACCGGCGGGACAGGUGCUGGGGACGGGGACGGAGCUUGAUGGCGUGCGGUUGCGGGCGUUGGUUGCGGCGGAGAUGGGGACCCCCCCUUCCACCAUCAACAACCUCAACGUCCUAGGCGUCCACGGCUCCUCCCAGCUCGCGACCUGGUCCACCGCGACCGUCAACGACCAGCCCCUCCACCAGACCCUACUCAGCAACCACCACCCGACGCUCCUGGCCGAUGAAUGCACGCGGCGGUCCGAGGCCAUCGUCCGCGCCAAGGGGUCGACCGAGUACGGCAUCGCGGCGGUGAUCGCGCGGCUCUGCGCGGCCAUUCUAGCAGAUGAGCGGGGCUUCCAUGCGGUCAGUCAUUUCCAGGCGGAGUUCGGGUGCUGUUUUAGUUUGCCGGCGGUGGUGGGGAGGGAAGGGGUCGUGCGGACGGUGGCGGUGGACCUGCCGGAGGCGGAGAGGGCGGAGAUGGAGAGGAGUGUGAGGCUCUUGAGGGGACAGAUUGGAGCCGUGGAGGGGGAUGGUGUUGUCUGA